Messenger RNA from Lotus japonicus, 1907 nucleotides. RefSeq names its product zinc finger protein GAI-ASSOCIATED FACTOR 1-like. The coding region runs from base 246 to 1751 and encodes 501 amino acids. The record is from RefSeq and is a predicted model, not a curated record. The transcript has 3 exons. Gene Ontology annotation, molecular function: DNA-binding transcription factor activity. Gene Ontology annotation, cellular component: nucleus. NCBI's taxonomy places the organism in Eukaryota, Viridiplantae, Streptophyta, Magnoliopsida, Fabales, Fabaceae.
CCAGCAAUUUCCCUCGUCUCCACACCAUAAAAGGAGGAGAGUUUCCUGGUUUUUGUCUUCCUCUACUUCCACAAAUCCCAUAUUUUCUGUUUUGGUUUCCUCUCCUUCAUUUUUUUCUUUUUUCCAUAAGAAACAACAACAAGAUUCAAACAAACACCUUCAGCUAGUUUGUCAAUUAAUUUAGAAAAGGGAACAUUUAGUUUUCAGUAGAUUCUUCUUCCCUUUUCUUUGGCUACUGAUCUACGAUGUCAAACAUCACAAGCUGUGAUAGUGGGAGCUUCUCUACAGAGAAUAACAGAGGAGAUAAUAUUGCAGUGAAGAAACAGCAACCAGAGAUAUUUGGUCAGUUUCAUAGUCCACAUUCUCAUGCCUCAACAACGACAACAACAACAACAAAUAAAAGCAAUGGUUCUAACACAAAUUUGCAACCAUCUGCACCUGCUAAGAGGAAAAGGAGCCUACCAGGAAAUCCAGAUCCAAGUGCUGAAGUCAUUGCUCUAUCACCAACCACACUAAUGGCCACAAACCGGUUCGUGUGUGAGAUCUGCAACAAAGGCUUUCAAAGAGACCAAAACCUCCAACUUCAUCGGCGAGGCCACAACCUGCCGUGGAAGCUGAAGCAAAGAACCACCGCAGAGGUUCGGAAGCGGGUCUACGUCUGUCCUGAACCUUCAUGUGUCCACCACAGCCCGGCAAGAGCACUGGGCGACCUCACUGGCAUUAAGAAGCACUUCUGCAGAAAGCACGGCGAGAAAAAAUGGAAAUGUGACAAGUGCUCCAAGAAGUACGCUGUUCAAUCUGACUGGAGAGCACACUCCAAAAUAUGUGGCACGAAGGAAUAUAAGUGUGACUGUGGAACCAUCUUUUCCAGAAGAGAUAGUUUCAUCACCCACAGAGCUUUCUGCGACGCACUGUCUGAAGAGAACCACAAAGCCAAUGAACAAGGACAAUUGCCUCCAAACAUAAUGCAACCAAUCCCAAUCAACACCAAUCCAAACCCACAAAUGCCUCAUGGGGCACCAGAAUUCAACCAUUCAGAUCAAAAGCAUCCAUCACCAUUACCAUUACCACUCCCUCACGAGCUCAACAUUCCCAUGUUCUCUCGAAACAGUACUCCAUCCACAAACAUCUUCGAUGAAAAUGGCCUCCACAUGGCGGCUGCAGCAGGCUCACCCCACAUGUCCGCCACAGCGCUGCUUCAAAAAGCAGCACAAAUGGGCGCAACCGUGAGCGAAGGCGCCCACACAAACAUGGCACCGCCGCCACCAUUCAGUGCAGCAGCGGCGCAACAACAACAGCAACUGCGGCCAGAUGGGCACUCCUUCAUGAACCAGCUGUACAUGCAACAGGGCAUGUACAAUAAUUUCAAUGGUGGUGGAAUGAAUGGCGUGGAUAUGUUUAAUGCUAUAUUGGAUCAAAGCAAGGCUUUAUCGAAGAUCAUAGAACAGAAUAGUAGUCAAAGCAAUAACAAUAAUACUGGAGUUUCAGUUUCUUCAGCAAAUGGUGGGUCGAGUAAUGUUAUUAACAUUGGUGAAAGUAAAGGAAGCGAGGAGGAUGUAAUGACUCUGGACUUGUUGGGGAUAGGAGGAGGUGGUGGUGGUGUUAGUGAAUGUGGUGGUGUGCAUGAGAAUUUCUUUGGUGGUACACAACAAACAGAAGCUGCUACUGCUGCUGCUGAAGAUGAGGUUUGGAGAAAUUGGUCAACCAAGAAUGCAGGGUUUGAAUCAUUUUCAGCAACAAGCAACAUUUGAAAACACCACCAACAAAUAAUAUUCAACCUUUUUUAGUGGGUUGAUUUUAUAGCCCAGUGUAAUAGAAUAGACUUCUCUGGUCCGGUAACUUUGUUUUCAAAUGUUAAAAGAUGGCAUAUCUUCAAGAAUUAAUUGAUUCCCAGUUGACCUGUUCAA